AUGAAGCUCUGGUCGUCCUUGCUGCUUGGAGCGAGCUUGCUCACAGGGACCCAAGCAACCACCAACGGGUUAACAGAUCUGGUUGCCUGGGAUCCUUAUAGUCUGACGGUGAACGGCAAUCGACUCUUCAUCUUCUCCGGCGAGUUCCACUACCCGAGACUUCCGGUCCCAGAAUUGUGGCUCGAUGUCUUUCAGAAGUUGCGCGCCAAUGGAUUCAACGCAGCUAGUAUCUACCUCUUUUGGAAUUAUCACUCGCCUACCAACGGGACUUUCGACUUCGAGACUGGUGCGCAUAACCUGCAACGCCUGUUUGACUAUGCGCAGGAAGCGGGAAUCUAUCUUAUUGCACGGCCCGGGCCCUAUGCCAAUGCUGAAGUCAGUGGAGGUGGUCUGGCUCUCUAUCUGAGCGAUGGUAGUGGGGGCUCGUUGCGCACGGGCGACGCUACCUACGAGGCAGCCUGGAAACCGUGGGUUGAAGAGAUCGGCAAGAUCAUCGCCGCCAACUCUAUCACUAAGGGUGGACCAGUCAUUCUCAACCAGAUCGAGAACGAGCUGCAGGAAACAACACACAGCGCAAGCAACACUUUGGUCCAGUAUAUGAUCAAGCUUGAGGAUGCUUUCCGCGCUGCUGGCGUGGAUGUUCCCUUCACUAGCAACGAGAAAGGAAUGCGAUCCCAGAGCUGGUCCACAGACUACCAAGACGUCGGUGGCGCGGUCAACGUGUACGGUCUGGAUUCCUAUCCCGGUGGACUCAGCUGUACCAACGAAGCUACCGGGUUCAAUGUCGUCCGCACCUACUAUCAGUGGUUCCAGAAAUACAGCUUCACGCAGCCUGAGUACCUACCCGAGUUCGAAGGGGGGUGGUUCUCUGCCUGGGGAGCCUCUUCUAACUACGACACGUGCACGAGCGAACUUAGCCCGCAGUUUGCGGAUGUGUAUUACAAGAACAACAUCGGUCAGAAGGUGACGCUCCACAAUAUUUACAUGACCUUUGGUGGCACAAACUGGGGUCAUCUAGCAGCCCCAGUUGUCUACACUUCAUACGACUACAGUGCCCCCUUGAGCGAGAGCAGACAAGUCCGAGACAAAAUGAGCCAAACCAAGCUUAUCGGACUGUACACGAGAGUGUCCACUGGUCUGCUAACCGCAGACAUGGAGGGCAAUGGUACAGGCUAUACGUCCAGCGAAUCAGCAUACACAUGGGCUCUUCGAGACUCGAAAUCGGACGCCGGAUUCUACGUAGUCCAACAGGCGAAAUCCUCUUCACGCAGCUCCCUCACGUUUGACUUGGAUGUCACGACCUCGGCAGGAAAUAUCACAUUGACCGAUAUUAACCUUGACGGACGGCAAAGCAAGAUCAUAUCCACAGACUAUCCGCUGGGCCAUAGUACCCUCUUGUAUGCGUCUACCGACAUUGCCACCUACGGAACCUUCGGUGAUACAGAUGUAGUUGUGCUAUACUCGAGGGUGGGUCAGACUGCGUCGUUUGCUUUCAAGAACUCGGGUCGUCUCAAUUUCACCGAAUACGGUCCCUCUGUCAACCUGACUCGCAGUGCUAGCAACUCGACUACACCAUCCUAUACCUAUACACAAACCAGCGGCACGAGCGUGGUCAGAUUUUCAAACAAGAUCAUUUUCUACCUUUUGGAUACGGAGACGGCUUUCAAAUUCUGGGCACCUCCUACCACCAAGAACCCCUACGUGACCGCCGAUCAGCAUAUCUUCGUUAUUGGGCCUUAUCUUGUUCGCAGUGCCUUCGUUGAUGGAAGUGUCGUCAAUCUCAUUGGAGACAGUGACAAUGCCACAUCUAUUGAGGUCUUUGCUGGCGCCGCUGUCAACACUGUAAAGUGGAACGGUAAGCGUAUCUCGGUGACAAAGACCGCCUAUGGUAGUCUUGUUGGAUCCAUCGGUGGACCCUCCGGCACUGUUUCACUGCCCACCCUGAGCGGCUGGAAGGUCAAAAACUCGCUUCCUGAGCUCGAGUCUUCUUAUGAUGAUUCGAAUUGGACUGUCUGCAACCAGACAACGACACUAAGUCCCGUCAAGCCAUCCACUCUGCCAGUUCUCUUUGCAUCUGACUAUGGAUACUACGCUGGCAUCAAGGUUUACCGUGGUCGCUUCGAUGGCGCGAAUGUCACUGGUGCUAGUCUAACCGCCCAAGGAGGCGUGGGCUUUGGUUGGAACGUUUGGUUGAAUGGCAACUUGGUCGCUACUCUGCCGGGUGACCCUUCGGCUACAUCAUCGACUGCGACUUUGGACUUUAGCAACCAGACUUUGAAGGCGACAGACAACCUUCUUACUGUUGUGAUCGACUACACUGGUCACGAUGAGACCUCGACUGCCAAGGGCGUCGAAAACCCCCGCGGUCUGCUUGGUGCCACCCUCAAUGGCGGGAACUUCACCAGCUGGAAGAUUCAGGGUAAUGCGGGAGGAGCUUAUGAGCUGGACCCUGUCCGCGCCCCUAUGAAUGAAGGCGGACUGCUAGCCGAGCGCCAGGGCUGGCACCUUCCGGGAUACAAGGCCAAGUCAUCCGACGGUUGGACUUCUGGUUCCCCUCUUAAAGGGCUGAACAAGUCUGGUGUCGCAUUUUACUUGACCACAUUCACACUCGACCUGCCCAAGGGCUACGACGUUCCUCUCGGUAUCCGCUUCACUUCCCCAUCUACCAUAAACCCUGUACGUAUCCAGCUCUUCAUCAACGGCUACCAGUACGGAAAAUACGUUCCCGCGCUUGGGCCGCAGACCACAUUCCCGGUUCCCCCGGGUAUCAUCAACAACCGAUCGAAGAACACGAUCGGUCUCAGUGUGUGGGCCCAGACCGACGCGGGCGCUGCUCUGGAGAACAUUGAGAUUGUCAGCUACGGUGCCUACGAGAGUGGGUUUGAUGCUGGGUCGGGCACGAGCUUCGAUAUGAACGGCGCGAAGCUAGGCUACCAACCCGAGUGGACGGAGGCUCGAUUGAAGUACACUUGAGAACUUCCCAGUGACGCUCUUCAUGCUCAAUGCAUGAAGGGGUGAUCGGUGAAAUAUAUGAAGGGUGGUUUGUGUGCGUUUUGCUCUUCUGAGG
Messenger RNA from Aspergillus homomorphus CBS 101889, 3067 nucleotides. RefSeq names its product glycoside hydrolase family 35 protein. The transcript is spliced from 7 exons. Gene Ontology annotation, cellular component: vacuole. Lineage: Eukaryota; Fungi; Ascomycota; Eurotiomycetes; Eurotiales; Aspergillaceae. Gene Ontology annotation, molecular function: beta-galactosidase activity. Gene Ontology annotation, biological process: carbohydrate metabolic process. The record is from RefSeq and is a predicted model, not a curated record. The coding region runs from base 1 to 2973 and encodes 990 amino acids.